AUGCUGCGUCGCAUUGAUAAGAUCGACAUCAAAACAUUGUUCCUAGAUGGAGACAGGCAGACACCGUUACACAUCGCCGCUCAAGCUGGUCAUGUGGACGUUGUGGCCAGUUUGCUCACAGCUGGGGCAAAGUCUUCGGUCGUUACUAAGGAAGGUUUAACACCACUCAUCGUAGCGACAUUCCGGGGUCAUCGUGAGGUGGUCAAACUAUUGCUUGAAAGUGGCGUGCCUAUUGACGAGGAGUGUGGCGACUUCGCCACCGCCCUUGGAGCGGCUGCUUAUACAGGCGAGAAUGAGAUUAUCCAGUUACUCCUUGCUCAUGGUGCCGACAUAAACAAACAAGUACCAAGAUAUGGUUCUAUACUAGAAAUCGCAGUUUGGGAAGAUUUGGAUGCAACCGUUGAUUUGCUGCUUAGGAAAGGGGCAGACGUGCACAUAGAAGAGGGAAAUUUCAUGAAUCUACUUGGAGUUGCCGCAUUCAGAGGAAAUAAGCAGAUGAUCGUUGAGUUAUUGCUAGACAUGGGUGCAGAUAUUUCUGUUGCCAGCGACAAUGGACGCUUUGCCUUGCAUCUAGCCGCACACGAAGGCCACGUUCAAGUAGUCCAACUGCUGCUUGAACGAAACGCCGACCCAAACGCAAAGACUCACACCGGAAAAACCCCGCUCAUGGAAGCAUCAUGUUCUGGUCAUGUCGCGACUGUGGAGUUGCUUCUGGACAAAGGAGCC
Messenger RNA from Boeremia exigua, 726 nucleotides. Its product is annotated as ankyrin repeat-containing domain protein. The annotation marks the transcript as partial. Lineage: Eukaryota; Fungi; Ascomycota; Dothideomycetes; Pleosporales; Didymellaceae. The transcript is spliced from 2 exons. Gene Ontology annotation, molecular function: protein binding. The record is from RefSeq and is a predicted model, not a curated record. Gene Ontology annotation, cellular component: cytoplasm.